Ambispora gerdemannii is the source of this 271-nucleotide messenger RNA. Lineage: Eukaryota; Fungi; Glomeromycota; Glomeromycetes; Archaeosporales; Ambisporaceae. The record is from the annotation of a GenBank genome assembly.
GCGACACUCUAACACUACUCCAAAUCGCCAAGAAUUAUUAAGGGAAGCACGAGCUGCAUGGAAACAAAUCAAAAACAAGGAUGAAACCAUUAUCCCGCCAAUUGCCAAUUCCAACAAUGUUUCUACAUUGCUUGGACAAAAGAAUGCAAUUGUCAAAGUCAAAGAAACAACUCAACAAUUGUAUGAAUAUGAACAAUCAUAUUUAUAUAUGCCCGAUAAUGAUUUAAGACAAGUGUUAAUAACCAAAAUCGAAGAAAAGAAAAAAUUCUAA